AUGGCCAUUGCAGGAGGUGUCAACCUGCUGCUAUCUCCCGAUACCUUUAUGCAGCUGCAAAACCUCUCAGUGCUCAGCCCCGAGGGCCGCUCGCGAUCCUUUGAUGACGAGGGUCGCGGCUACGGCCGAGGCGAGGGUUGCGGCAUCGUCGUGCUCAAGCCGCUCGCGUCGGCCCAACGCGAUGGUGAUCCCAUCCGCGCUGUCAUCCGCGGCACCGGAUCAAAUUCGGACGGCUGGACAAAAGGUAUGGCUAUGCCUUCUGGAGCGUCACAGAUGCAACUCAUAGAGGAUGUUUACGAAAGGUUUGGUCUCGACUAUUCCGAUACGCAGUAUGUUGAGGCACACUACCAUCGGGCGAGCUUCCAGAAAUCAGAGGCUCAUAAUGGGCAGCGUCAAGCCAAAUAUCGGCCACCUCGAACCAGCCGCGGGUAUCAGGCCUGGAUCAGCAGCACCCUCCGUGACGGCCACAUACGAUCCGAGAGGCCGUACGCGCCGACUUUUAUAGCCGAGAUGGAAGUGUCGGCUGAUUUCCCCGAGCCCAAGGGCCAGAUCCUCCCCGGAGUCUGUCACUCGAGGCGCAGCGGCUUCAAGGAGUGGUCUGUUGAUACGAGCUUGUUCGAUGAGUCGCUGAGCAGCCCGUGUCUUUCCUUCACUGACUUCCGCUUGAGUGAGCUCGAUGCGACAAGCGGCGCUGCUGCUGCUGCCGCCGCGGUUGGUUCCACGGCGGUGCCGCUGUCUUUGAUGGCGCGCAUUGCUCGUCUGGCCACGGUUGACUUGCCAUCCAAGGAUAAGGAGUUCCGUGUGUUUGACGGCCGGUUGCAGGUAGCGUGGAUUGUCGAGGACCGCCAGGGUGAUUCCUUGGUCGCCGAGCAUCUGGCCGACUCGAAGCGCGUUGCCUCACUGAAUGAGCUCGACUUCCCGGUGAAGCUUGCCAUCGGCCAACCGGGACUCUUGGAUACUUUCCACUUCGUCAAGGACGAUGACAUGAUGGAGCCGCUGGGUGACUUGGAUGUCCAAGUACAGGUCCAUGCUGCUAGUCUGAAUUUCAAGGACGUUAUGGCCGCCAUGGGCAUGAUAGCAAUACCCGCAUUAGGCUCAGAAGCCAGCGGCAUUGUCGUCCGCACUGGCAGGAACGUAAAGAAGGUGCAAGCUGGUGACCGUGUGGUCAUUCUCUGUCCCGAAGGUACACACAAGACACUGGUAAGGGUAGGGUCGAAUCUCAUCACCAAGCUUCCAGACUCUUUGACCUAUGAAGAGGCUGUGUCCAUCCCCGUCGCAUACAUCACAGCCUAUCAAGCACUCGUCAACGUUGCCAGGCUAUCCAAGGGCCAGUCGGUUCUCAUUCACGCCGCCGCGGGAGCCGUCGGCCAAGCCGCCAUUCAGAUAGCCCUUCUCCGCGGCCUCGUCGUCUACGCCACGGCCGGCUCCCCUGAAAAGCGAGCCUUCCUGACCGAACGGUACCGCAUGCCCUCUUCCAACAUCUUCCACUCGCGCGAUGCCAGCUUCGCCAAGGCCUUCGCCCGCGUUACGGAUAAAAGGGGCGUUGACUGCGUUCUCAACUCGCUGUCUGGCGAGCUCCUCCGCGCCUCGUGGGACUGCGUCGCGCCCUUUGGCAGCUUCGUCGAGCUCGGCCUGCGCGAUCUCGUCAGCAACACGCGGCUGGACAUGAAGCCGUUUCGCAAAAACAUAUCCUUUUCCUUCUUCGACGUCAAGGACCUGCCCGAGUCGACGCAGGCCGAUCUCCGCGGCGACGUAUCCGACGAGGGAUCCUUCCUCGCCGCCAUGCAGCAGUACGAACGCAACGAUAACCCGGCCCCGAUCCGCGGCGUCGUGCACCUGGCCGCCGUGCUCCGCGACGCGGUCCUGGAAAACAUGACGCACGACGACUGGACCGCGGCGCUGUACGAGUACGGCGUUGACUCACUGGUCGCCAUCGAGGUGCGCAACUGGAUCAAUCUGGCAAUGAAUGCCAACAUAGCUCUGCUCGAGAUUAUGGGCGGCGAAUCUACCAGCCAGUUUGCUGUCAAGGUAGCUGAGCCAAGUACUUUGGUAUCGGUUUAG
This is a messenger RNA of Pyricularia grisea, 2061 nucleotides long. RefSeq lists its product as uncharacterized. The record is from RefSeq and is a predicted model, not a curated record. Lineage: Eukaryota; Fungi; Ascomycota; Sordariomycetes; Magnaporthales; Pyriculariaceae. The transcript is spliced from 5 exons. Gene Ontology annotation, biological process: fatty acid biosynthetic process; secondary metabolite biosynthetic process. The coding region runs from base 1 to 2061 and encodes 686 amino acids. Gene Ontology annotation, molecular function: fatty acid synthase activity; phosphopantetheine binding; oxidoreductase activity.